Panonychus citri (citrus red mite) is the source of this 730-nucleotide messenger RNA. RefSeq lists its product as uncharacterized. The transcript has 2 exons. The coding region runs from base 63 to 644 and encodes 193 amino acids. The record is from RefSeq and is a predicted model, not a curated record. NCBI's taxonomy places the organism in Eukaryota, Metazoa, Arthropoda, Arachnida, Trombidiformes, Tetranychidae.
CUUGUAUUGAGCAGGAUUUUAUUUUGAAACAGUAUCAACUUGAAUACCUUUAAUUGUUAAUCAUGAAUUCACUAAUCUUUACCCUGGUAAUCGUUAUUAUCGGUUCCAUUGACUACACUGUUGGUGGACCAAUAACAUUUGUUAUUUCUGGAGCUGAAAUGAAUGAAGUUUGUAACUUAGCCCAAAAUUUGACAGUCAAUGGAUUAUCUCGAGAUGAUAUUUCCAAAACUUUGGAUCGUCAGUUACAUAAGAUAUUGGGAUUAACUGGAUCUUUGAAGAAAUUUCCAAUCGUCCGUUACACAGGUCGAAUCAAGUCACAUCCGAUGCUUCGUUAUAAACGAGGUGAUGAAACUUACAUUGGAUCAGGUACACAUUCAGGGGAAGGUAAUACCGAUGCAGAAGAUGCAUCGGCUGGAGCAGUUACACAAACUGGAACAUUUAAUUUCAACGUUUCUGAUUUGAUCUACAUUGUAAUCGAUGCCUUGAGUUUAAAGGCCAAGAAACGAUGUCUUCCCAGUCAAUCACUUUGCUCUUCAAUUGUUUUACCUGAGACAAUUGAUCUACUUGAUCAAGAACAAAUUUUAUCAAUUAUCGAUCAGUUCGUUCAAUUACAGAACUCAUUAAUCAAUUGUGAUUCAUCGUAAUUAUUUACUGUCUCAAUAAGGGAGAGUAACAAGAUUACGAAAUAAAAAUUGAAAAUUGUAUUAAUAAAUUUGUCUUAAUAGGUUAA